This is a messenger RNA of Yamadazyma jaroonii, 951 nucleotides long. The record is from the annotation of a GenBank genome assembly. NCBI's taxonomy places the organism in Eukaryota, Fungi, Ascomycota, Pichiomycetes, Serinales, Debaryomycetaceae.
AUGACAAAAUUAGCUACAUCAAUUACAUUCAAGUUAUCCAAUGGCUCAUCAAUUCCCGCAUUGGGGUUGGGAACUGUUCCCUCCGAAGAUGCUAGCGAAGUUAAAGAUCAAGUGAAAACUGCAAUCAAGGCAGGAUAUCGUCAUAUUGAUACAGCUUGGCGUUACGGAACUGAGAUUUAUGUUGGUGAAGCAAUUAAAGAAUCAAUUGAAGAAGGUAUAGUUAAACGCUCAGAUUUAUUCGUGACUACAAAAAUUUGGCCCGUAUUCCAUAAAAAUCCCCAAGAUUCUUUUAAGAAAUCUUUGGAGGAUUUAGGUUUAGAUUAUGUGGACUUGCUAUUACAGCAUUGGCCCCUUUGCUUUAAAUGUGAUAACAAUGAAGGUGAUCCACCUGUUCCCAUGGACAAUGAUGGAAACACCUUAUUUGACGACCAGACUGAUGAUGGCUCAGGUUUCAUUGAAUUUUACAAAAGAAUUGAGGAAUUAUACCUCGAAAACCCUGGAAAGAUCAAAUCUAUUGGUGUUUCAAACUAUUCCAUUCCUUUUUUGAAGAAAUUGUUACCUGAAGUUAAAGUCAUUCCUGUUGUGAAUCAAUUCGAGUAUCAUCCUCAAUUACCUCAACAAGAUUUAAUUAACUUCUGCAAUGAACACAAAAUUCAUGUUACGGCAUAUUCUCCCGUGGGUAGCAAGGGUGCACCUGUAUUGAAGUUACCUCUCGUUCAAGAGUUUGCUGAUAAAUAUGGCGUAACUACUAAUGAAGUGGCCAACGCUUACCAUAUUCUACAAGGUAGAUCCUCGAUCCCCAGGUCUUCAAAUUUGGAGAGGAUCAAAACAACCGUCAGAUUACCUUCCUUGACUGAAGAAGAAUUAGACCAGUUGUAUCAAAUUGGAGUCAAAGAUCCAAAAAGACACAUUGGUGGAUUCUUCGGCGCUGAUAUUGGCUUUAAGUACUGA